CUUACAGUCAAAGACCAAGGAAACACACACACCCCUUCGUUUCUGAAUAAUCUGCUGUCUCUCCUUUUACUCUCCCAAAGUUGCUGACUUUCCUCUUCUUUCCCCCACUUUCUCUUUCUCUCUAUUCGUUCUUCUCAGCUCCUACGCUUCCAUGGCUCUUCUCAAUCACAACACCACCUCUCGAUCGCCCAUUUGACGGCUCAGGAGAGACGAAAUCGAUGCUGUAAUUCUCCAGAUUCUUCACUCUUUCUUUUUGCAGCCGAAUAACGCUAUAUUUCGGACUUUUCUGUCACCUAAUUCUGAAACUUUCUUUCUCUCUCUAACAACCAGAGGAGAGAUUCUCAUUGAUUUACAGGUUUUAUCUUCUUUCUCUUUUUCUUAAAGGUGCAAUUCUCCCAAUUUUUGGAAAGUUUUCGGGUUUAAUUUGUUGGGUUCUUUUGUAAAAUUUGUGUUUUUUUUGUGUUUAUUGGUACUGAAUUUUCGUGUUUAAGAAAAUCUAAUUUGAGGGUAGCUUAUGAAUGUUGUAUAUUUAUCUGGGUUUUUUGUUUAGUCGUUAAUUGGUCUUCGAUGAGUCAGUUGUGAUUGAGGGCAAAAAAAUUAGGGUUUCUCUCCAAUUUCGGGUUUUCACCUGAAUUGAGAGGAGAUUUGAGAUGAUUUGCAGGUGGAAAUAGGGUUUUUGGUUGGAUUUUGGGUAGAAUUAAGCGGGUAGAGUAGAGUUGAGAAUUUUUCACAAUUGCUGUUGUUGGAGAAGUGAUGGCUGAUCGAACAGAAGAUAUGAUGAAUUUAGACUUAAAUUUAGGGCCUGUGGCGCCCCCGUCGCCUGUGUUAGGUCCAGGAACGGGGCCGUCAUCAGGGGAAUCUGUGAAUGUCGAUGAGUGGGACUCACCUUAUCUUAGAGAAGCUCUUAGGCAGAGAAGUAGGCAUCGAUGGCGUUGGAGACAGGGCCAGCUACCGUUGGGACCUCAUUCUCUGCGAUUUAUGGUCGAUUCUCAUGGGAGUGGUGGUGAUCUUGGUGCUGGUUCUGGGGUUGAUGGAGAGGAUAAUGGUGGGACAUUACAAGCUGGGGAAGGAAGUGUUACAGCUGAGUUACGAAGCCAUGAUGUGGUCAAGACUUGUGAGAAUAAUAUGAUCCCUAUAGACAAUGGUUCGAUUGCUGAGAAGGAAGAUGUUGAAAAGCCGAACUCUGAGGAGGGAAGUUUUUUCGAUUGUAAUAUAUGUUUUGACUUGGCAAGAGAACCUGUUGUUACUUGUUGUGGCCAUUUGUUUUGUUGGCCCUGCAUCUAUCAAUGGUUGCAUAUUCAUUCGGAUGCUAAGGAAUGCCCCGUCUGUAAAGGAGAAGUCUCACUUAAGAAUGUUACUCCGAUUUAUGGACGUGGGAACCAUAUUCAUGAGGUAGAGGAGGAUGCGGGAAUUAAGGUCCCGAUGAGGCCCUCAGCACGGCGAGUUGAGAGCUUGAGGCAAACUAUUCAGAGGACAGCCUCUUCCUUCCCCAUGGAGGAGAUGAUCCGGCGUCUUGGAGCUCGUUUUGAAUUGACUCGGGAUUUUUUUCAUCAGCCAAAUGCCGAUGGUGAUGCAGACCUACCUACAAGGGCUGCUAUUCUCAAUAGAUAUAUGACCAACCGAGCACUACGGAGGGAGCAAAAUCCUCCUACUCUCCCUGAAGAAGUUGUUGACUUGACACAGGACAGGCCUGAGAUCAUGAAUCGCAGGCUUCCACCUUUAACUUAUCGAAGAGGUCAGUUCCAUAGAAGUAGUGCUGGUCUCUCACCUGGUGCAGCUAGUGGUAGGAUGGUUGAUGCAUAUCUUCGCCGGUCGCCUCCAGGAAGGAGCCAAGAGCUGCAACCACCAUCAGUGGAUGAUCGGGACUCUUUUUCAAGCAUCGCUGCUUCUAUACAUGGAGAGAGCCAAACAGUGGAUACAGCUGUCGAGAUUGAUUCAUUGGUGUCCCUCUCUACAUCAACCUCAAGACGGAGGCAUGACCCUUCUAGAACUUCAGAUUUGGAUAGUGGGGAUUCUCGUGCUCCAAGGAGGAGGAGGUUGAACUAGAAGAAGUUAAAGAAGGUUUCCCCUCACCAAAAUUACAGUCAGGUUUUAAUAUCAACAACACAGUUGAGAAAUAUGUAGUUCUGUUGCAAGUGUCCUUGUCUUUGUUGUAUUAAUGUACUAUGUAAUGCACUUGUUAUUUCAAUAAGGUAAUGCAGUGAUUUGUACUUGAGUAAGUUGAGUUAUACAACUUGUUUGUUGAAUAUUACUCUGCCAUUGGUUUUUUGAUUA
Beta vulgaris subsp. vulgaris (sugar beet) is the source of this 2274-nucleotide messenger RNA. RefSeq lists its product as hypothetical. Bases 754 to 2046 code for a protein of 430 amino acids. Gene Ontology annotation, biological process: ubiquitin-dependent protein catabolic process. The record is from RefSeq and is a predicted model, not a curated record. Gene Ontology annotation, molecular function: metal ion binding; ubiquitin protein ligase activity; ubiquitin-like protein conjugating enzyme binding. Lineage: Eukaryota; Viridiplantae; Streptophyta; Magnoliopsida; Caryophyllales; Amaranthaceae. Gene Ontology annotation, cellular component: endoplasmic reticulum. The transcript has a single exon.